AUGGCGAAUCAUCAUCACGACGGGGUCAACCCCCUAAGACCUUACUACAUCCCACCUUCCAUCGGCGAACCCGCUGAAGCCGUGCCCACUCCAGGGCCCCGCGCCUUUGCCCAACCCAACGUCGUCAACUCUAGCGACCGAUAUGCCUCGAAGGCGCGGGAUAUCUUCUCUGACCUUGACUACAAGGACUACAUUGCCGACCCUUCCCCGUCCGUAGUGCAGACCGUCAAGGAGGUUCUCGACGAGCUACUAUGGAAAUACUCGUCCGUUCUCAUGGCGCAGCCCUUCGAGGUCGCCAAGACCAUCAUGCAAGUGAGGGCCCAAGACGACCUCGGGGGUCUGGAGGCCGCGGCAGAGGCAGCAGAGGAAGCUCGGCAACGGAAGGCAAACCAAAGGAUACACAUGUUCGAUGAGUCCACACAAAACGACUCGGACUCGGAUCUCGACGACGAGGCAUCUUUCUUCACAUCUCACGAACCAGGGGCACCCGGAUCUGCCAUGCCUCGGUCUAAGAACCCCUGGCGUGAACAACGCGAGACACCCCAAGCAGCACAUCCCGCUGGCAAACCCUUAUCACCCCACCACCUAGCCAUUCGGACGCCCGACUCAGUAUUAGAGGUGAUCGCCCAGCUUUGGAACAAAGAAGGGGCCUGGGGUGUGUGGAAGGGGACCAAUGCGACCUUCAUCUACUCGGUGCUGCAGUCCCUUCUGGAGAACUGGUCGCGGAGUCUUCUCAGCGCCUUGUUCAACGUCCCGGACUUGGGCGUGCGUCACGACCUUGAUCGUUUGGUGGACAUCGCCUCACCGUACCCCUGGGCCUCCCUUUUCGUGGCUGCCACUGCGGCCGUGGUGACCAGUUUGGUCCUCUCCCCCCUUGACCUCGUCCGCACCCGCUUGGUCAUAACGUCCACCCACUCCGCAACCCGCCGCACCCUCUCCACCAUGCGCUCCCUGCCCUCGUACCUUUGCCAUUCCUCCCUCAUCGUCCCCACAGUCCUCCACUCUCUUAUCCACCCCCUCCUAACCCUCUCCACCCCCCUCGUCCUCCGUACCCGGUUCAUGAUCGACCGUGAACUAGCCCCAACCGCCUUCUCCGUCGCCAAGUUCUGCUCGUCCACAGUUGCCCUGCUACUGAAGCUGCCUCUCGAGACUGUGCUCCGCCGCGGUCAGGUGGCCGUUCUCAGCUCCGAGCCAUACGUCUCGGCGCUCGAAGGAAACAGCGCAGCUGCCGCGCGGGCCGCACGCGCGAGGAGGGCGAACGCUGGCGCAGUCGUCGCGGUCGGCGAGCAUCAUCCUCCCCCGCCCGCUCCGGAGGGUGGUUUGGAGACGAUCGUGCCCGUGGGCCGGUUCAACGGUGUGUUUGGAACCAUGUACCGGAUCGUCAACGACGAAGGCUCGCACGCUAUUACCAAGCCUACCACGGCUAGCAAGACGCCGAGGAAAGGAAGGUCAGGCAGUGCAACGCCGCCUGCUUCUGUCUCUGAGACGGUUUACCGCCGCGGCCAGGGCAUGGAUGGGCUCUGGCGCGGGUGGAAGGUCAGUUGGUGGGGGCUGGUUGGGCUCUGGGCAGCGGGUGUGUUGGGUGGGGGUGGUGAUGGUGAAUUCUAA
This is a messenger RNA of Dichotomopilus funicola, 1608 nucleotides long. Its product is annotated as mitochondrial carrier domain-containing protein. Gene Ontology annotation, molecular function: coenzyme A transmembrane transporter activity. Bases 1 to 1608 code for a protein of 535 amino acids. The transcript has 3 exons. Gene Ontology annotation, biological process: mitochondrial fusion; mitochondrial coenzyme A transmembrane transport. Gene Ontology annotation, cellular component: mitochondrial inner membrane. Lineage: Eukaryota; Fungi; Ascomycota; Sordariomycetes; Sordariales; Chaetomiaceae. The record is from RefSeq and is a predicted model, not a curated record.